Messenger RNA from Cyprinus carpio (common carp), 3246 nucleotides. RefSeq names its product potassium voltage-gated channel subfamily A member 1-like. Gene Ontology annotation, cellular component: voltage-gated potassium channel complex; dendrite; paranode region of axon. The record is from RefSeq and is a predicted model, not a curated record. Gene Ontology annotation, biological process: protein homooligomerization; potassium ion transmembrane transport. Lineage: Eukaryota; Metazoa; Chordata; Actinopteri; Cypriniformes; Cyprinidae. Gene Ontology annotation, molecular function: delayed rectifier potassium channel activity; protein binding.
CACACCCUCCCUCUCUCUCUGUUUGUGUCUCCGCUGUUCUGCUGCAUGGGUUUGAGGAGCACUGCAAGUUUGCUGUGGUCUGACGGCUAGUAGGAUGUGUGGAUGUAUUAUAUUCUUGCUGUAUGAAUGUGAGGCUGUAAUGUGAGAUUUAUCUUAAUAACAGACAGGAGGUUUUGCACAGAUCUUUCCUGCACUGCUUCUCAAUCAGACUGCCCACGUGAGGACACAAAGUAGUCACAGUUCUCCACUGGACAUGGAGAUGGUCGAUGUUUGGUGGAACAUGAAGGUGGAUGUCUUGUUUGGUCGUUGACUAUUCAAACUGCAGGGCGUUGGAUGCGUACUCAACUCACCUGAACAUCCACUGCCAUCCAGUACUGCGAGAUUGAUCUCCAGGAUGACUGUGGUGGUUGCUGGAGAUAAUAUGGAUGAGACAUCCUCCACUCUGCAGGGGCAUCCACAGGACUCGCAGUAUUCCCCCGAGUGCUGCGAGCGAGUUGUUAUCAACAUCUCAGGGCUGCGCUUUGAGACACAACUCAAGACGCUCGCCCAGUUCCCCGACACACUACUGGGCAACCCCAAGAAAAGGAUGCGCUUUUUUGACCCUUUAAGGAACGAAUACUUCUUUGACAGAAACCGUCCAAGCUUUGAUGCAAUCCUCUACUACUAUCAGUCAGGGGGAAGGUUAAGAAGACCUGUCAAUGUACCUUUGGAUAUGUUCUCAGAAGAAAUUAAGUUCUAUGAGCUUGGAGAAGAAGCUAUGGAAAAAUUUCGAGAGGAUGAGGGCUUUAUUCGUGAAGAAGAGCGUCCUCUGCCGGAGAAUGAGUUUCAGAGACAGAUUUGGCUGCUAUUCGAGCAUCCCGAGAGCUCAGGCCCUGCCAGAGGGAUCGCGAUAGUGUCCGUCAUGGUUAUUCUCAUUUCUAUUGUGAUAUUUUGUUUGGAGACUUUACCAGAGUUGAAAGAGGAUCCACAUGGACGGCUUCAGGUGAUAGGCAAUAGCACAUUCUACUUCAAACCAAAUAUUCUUACCGACCCGUUUUUUGUUGUGGAGACACUUUGCAUAAUCUGGUUUACUUUUGAGUUGAUUGUCCGUUUUUUCGCUUGCCCAAGUAAACCUGCUUUCUUCAAAAACAUGAUGAACACGAUCGAUGUGGUUUCCAUCAUUCCAUAUUUCAUAACACUUGGAACAGAGAUGGCAGAGGACCCCGAAGGUGGAAAGGAGGUAAAGGGUGGAGGAGAGCAGGCCACAUCUCUGGCCAUUCUCAGGGUUAUCCGUUUGGUCAGGGUGUUUCGGAUAUUUAAGUUGUCCAGACACUCCAAGGGGCUUCAGAUUUUGGGACAGACUUUGAAAGCCAGCAUGCGCGAGCUGGGUCUUCUCAUCUUUUUUCUUUUCAUUGGCGUCAUCUUGUUUUCCAGUGCAGUGUAUUUCGCUGAGGCUGAGGAAAAGGUUUCGUUCUUCACAAGUAUCCCAGAUGCCUUCUGGUGGGCGGUGGUUUCGAUGACAACCGUGGGGUAUGGAGACAUGUACCCCGUUACUAUUGGGGGCAAGAUAGUAGGCUCUCUAUGUGCCAUUGCUGGAGUGCUAACGAUUGCACUUCCAGUGCCUGUGAUUGUGUCCAACUUUAACUAUUUCUAUCACAGAGAAACCGAAGGUGAUGAACAGGCACAACUCCUCAAGGUGAGCAAUCCGAACAUCGCGUCCGAUUCUAACUCCAGUCGUCGCAGCUCAUCUGUCGUCAGCAAGUCAGAAUACAUGGAGAUUGAUGACGACCUCAAUAACAGUAUUGAUAAUUUUCGUGACGCAAACCUGCGAACUGGAAACUGCACAGUUGUGAAUCAGAAUUGUGUAAAUAAGGGGAAGCGUCUCACAGAUGUAUAAAUUUCCAAUGUCGUUCUAGGCCAUUAUACACUCUCAGAAAAAAAGGUACAAAAGCUGUCCCUGGGGUGGUACCUUUACAAAAGCUACACUUUUGUACCUUUUAGGUACUAAUAUGUACACUUUAGGUGCUUAUAUGUAUCUUUAAGGUACAAAUAUGGACUGUUUAGGUACAAAGGUGUGCCUUUUGAAAAGAUACCGCCCCAGUGCCAGCUUUUGUACCUUUUUUUCUGAGAGUGUAGGAUGCCCCGACUGUAUAUAGUAUAGUCUAUUCAUAUAUCAAAGUGCUUUAACAGGGCCUCUGAUAAUGUGUUAUUUCAUUGGAUAUGUUUUAUCUCAAGUCCAUGAGAGUGGCUUUUUAUUCUGUCUGAAGAAUGGUGGUCUAAAAUCUGCCUAUGGAUACCAAAUAUUAAGUAAUUAAAAGACAGAAUAACUAUUAUAUGUACUUGGGAAGGUUAGAAUACUUGCAUAAAUAAAUGACUUUACAUUUUGCAAUGCACCUUAUCCCAAAAUAUUAUCAGUUAUUCAGCAUGAAGAAGUAAUCAUUGUUUUUGUACCAUAUGUUGACCAUUUAUUUAUUUACUUGUUUAUUUGCUCAUUGUAGGUUAUUGUAAACCAUAUACAAACUGAAUGUUGAUCAAUUAUGCAGAUCAUGGCAUGUUUUAUGAAACGUUGAAGUCUGUUUGAUAUGGUACUAUGUAUCCUGCUUUAAAUAAUACAUGACAUCAAUACGGACUUUAUCACAUAUAGCCAAGCCGACAGUAUAACUGAAUUACAACCACUACCCACUAAAAGCACAACUUUCUUUAUCAUCUUUAAAAACAAAGUAUUUAAAAUCAGUUCCAGGCAGUAUUACAUUUUAAAAGUAUGACUUCAUUUGUUAAAUCUUUUAAAUGUUCAUAUUCAAUUCUAUGCUUAACUAAUAAUAAUAUCUAUUUAUCUAUAUUAAAUAAUUGUAAUUAUUAUAUUUAAUUAUAUGUUAUACUUAAUACAUUUAAUUGUAUAUUUAAUACUUAUUUAAAUGAAUCAUUUAAUAGUGCCUUCAGUCCUCUAACUGGCAUAGAGUGUCUCAACAUGCAAUAGUUACUGUAGAAUAUUUGUAUAUUUCAUCACACCUGAUGUGUUGAGGGAUAUUCCAGAGCCACUGGGAAUGAAUUUAAUGAAACGGUCCCUCGACAUUCUUGUACAUAACAAUAGAAGUUCAUCUCGCUGGAUCAGGCAUUGCUUUACAAAGAAAUGUGAAACAUGCAGUGUCUGAGUGUGUUUUGGAACAUCUUUAUGUAUUCUUUUAUAAUGGUGUUUUUCUCAUUGGUUGAUUUGAAUCUACCUCAGUGUGGUCAUGCAUAGUAUGGUUGUGAAUUAAAACUUCAUAU